This is a messenger RNA of Microthlaspi erraticum, 1107 nucleotides long. Lineage: Eukaryota; Viridiplantae; Streptophyta; Magnoliopsida; Brassicales; Brassicaceae. The record is from the annotation of a GenBank genome assembly.
AUGGAAAGUGAAUUGAUUGGAUUGUUCGAGGCGGCGAAGAAGGCGGCCGAUGCGGCAGCUCUAGACGGUGUUUCCUCCUCGGCCCCGGAGGUUUCUCAAUGCCUCGAUUCCUUGAAACAACUCCAGACGUUUCCUGUCACAUACGACACGCUCGUCGCGACUCAGGUAGGGAAGAAGCUGAGAUCUCUUGCAAAACAUCCUAUUGAGGAUAUCAAAAAGGUGGCUACCGAUCUGCUUGAGAUUUGGAAGAAAGUUGUCAUUGAAGAGACAGCGAAGGCUAAGAAAAUUGAAAGCACAAAUGGUUGCAAAGAGGUUAAGUUAGAGAGGAAGGAUGCUGAGAAGCCUUCGAAUCCGGCGCCUGUUAAAGUCCCAAAACUUCAGAGAGGUGACUCGGCUAAGAGUAUGAAGGUAGAGAGAAAGGAACCAGAGAGCACCAAAGCCAUUAACGGCGUCAAGAAGGAAUCAGACAACAAAGCCAUCAACGGUGUCAAGAUUGAGAAGAAGGAACCAGACAACAAAGUCACUAUCGGUGCAAGUAUGAAAGCUCCAGCGAAGGCACCUCCAAAGCUAACUUCAAUGCUUAAAUGCAAUGAUCCCGUGCGUGACAAGAUCCGUGAGUUGCUUGUGGACGCCUUGUCCAGGGUUCAUGAAGAAUCUGAUGACUACGAUAGAGAGAAGGUAAAUGGAUGUGAUCCACUCCGCGUUGCUGUCUCAGUGGAGUCUCACAUGUUUGAGAAACUUGGCCGCUCAACCGGAGCUCAGAAGGUCAAGUACAGGUCUAUAAUGUUCAACCUGAGAGACAGUAACAACCCUGACCUAAGGAGGAGAGUUCUCACCGGAGAGGUGCCACCGGAGAAGCUCAUCACACUGUCUGCUGAAGAAAUGGCAAGCGACAAGAGGAAACAAGAGACUAAUCAGAUCAAGGAGAAGUUCUUGUUUGAUUGUGAGCGUGGUCCUGCACCAAAAGCAAGUACUGAUCAGUUCAAGUGUGGGCGUUGUGGUCAGCGGAAAUGCACUUACUAUCAGAUGCAGACGAGGAGUGCUGAUGAGCCGAUGACGACUUAUGUUACCUGUGUUAACUGCAACAACCACUGGAAGUUCUGUUGA